This is a messenger RNA of Physcomitrium patens, 1794 nucleotides long. RefSeq lists its product as uncharacterized. Lineage: Eukaryota; Viridiplantae; Streptophyta; Bryopsida; Funariales; Funariaceae. The record is from RefSeq and is a predicted model, not a curated record.
AAAAGAAGCAAAAAAACAAAGAAGAAGAAGGAGGAAGCAAGAGAGAGAGACAGAGAUUGAGAGGGCGUGGCUUCCGUUACCGCGGACUGAUUUGCAACGUGUUUGUGUGAGUGCGGGAGUGAGUGAGUGAAUGAGUGUGUGUAUGUGGGCGCAUGCUGGUUGCGCUGCGUUUGGUAUCGACAUGGGGAGGAAUUGACGUCUGUAGCGGUGCAGCUCAGUUUCUCGUGCAACGUGGCGUUCUUGUUGUUGCGUUGCUGCUGAAGUAGGGUGGCCAGGAUUUCGGAUGUGGCGCUUGAAGUUGGCGUUUUCGCAGUUCACUUUCCAUUGGAGUUUGUGCUAGAGGCUGAGCAGACUGCUGAGCAUAUGUGGAAUUAGUGUACAGUUUGAGUUUCAAGUUCGAAAUGACGUAGUGGAGAAGUAAUGGGGCAAAUUCCUGAAUUGAAUGAGAUACAUUUCCAGGACUACUGCAGAGUUUUGCUCUAGGACCUCGUAGUGCGAAAAUGGCCUCAAUAUGUUGGCAAUCGCUUGGCUCUUCUUCAAUGUCAAUAGAAACCACUAGAUCAAUAUGUUUCACAGCUUCGUCAUUGCGAAGAGUGUCAGGACAGUUUUCCGGACGAGGACGCCACUCCUCCACUUUUUCCACUUCACAUAAUUCGAUGAAUAGGUUAAUUGAUAGGCACCCACUUCAGCAAGCUCGAAGCAGUUUUUUCCAAAACAAGGUAGGGAAUCCAAACAAGACAAUUAUAAUCCCUGUUAGGAAAACUACGCUGAUGCCCAUUCAGGUUCAACGUGUGAAUUUUAAGGCGUCCAGGUCGGUGACGAUUCCUUUUAAAGAAGGGGCGUUAUCAGCGAAUGAAUAUCUGAAAGAGACCGAGAGAAUAGUCAAAGUCACAUUCCCUGACUCUACAAGAAUCGAAUACCUGGGGGAUAGAACGUGGCGGUCCCGUUUGCGUCCACUUACAUUCAUAUCAAUCACUGCGACUCCCAGUGUUGAAAUGAGGGUGUCUUUUGAAAAGGGUGCCCUUCGCCUUUAUUCAGACACACUCUUCCUCGACUUCACUGGGGUCCCUGAUGAUUUUGCGGUAGCAGAUUUUUCUUUCGUGUUGGACGGUGGCAUGCGUGCAGUUCCUCGUUCUCCAGAGAUCACUACUAUACGGCAUAACUGUGAUUUCACGGGAUCUGUUAGCUUAGGGCUUUCUACUGAUCUCCCUGCUGCAUUUGCAUUUAUACCUGAGAUCCUUUUAGUGCGGGCAGGGGAUGAAAUUCUUGACCGUAUCAUUGGUGCCAUGGAGGGAGCAUUGCUGCAAGGCAUUAUUAGAGAUUAUAACAUCUGGUCCCGGAUGAAAAGCAGAACGAAGAUUGCUAAAUCUAAGCAAGCUGUUGUGCCCUUAAAGCCCUCCACAAGUUGAUUACCCUUCAAAAACUUUAAAUCCAUGGCACAUGCGCAUUGCAGAGGUUUUGCUGACUCUCAAGACUGCUGUUUAGAGCGUCCAGUGAGCAUCCACAUCCGGGUCUCUUAGAGCCAAGAUUAAUCUUAGCUUAAGAAAUUUGAUUGACCAUUUUUCAGUCCAAGCCCUUGUCUCUGGCCAUAUAACCAUUUGGCUUGUAACCCUGAUUAUAUAAUGAAUUCUAUAGAAAAUCCAGUUAGUUUUUUGGGAGGAGAUGUACAAAUAGAGGGUUGGUGGUAAUAUACCCAGAAACACAGAAGUGUGUCAAGUGUAGCACUACAACGUAGGAAAAGACGUCUUUCUUUUCUUUUUUAUAUAUAAAUUUAUUUUUGUGUUAUAUUCGUAA